AUGGCUUCUAGUAAAGAUAAUUAUGCUGCUGAAAAUGAUGAUCAGACUUACGACGAGCAGCUUGCCACUUGUGGAAAACAACAAAAUACUCAAUCUAUUGCUACAUGUGAGCUGCACGAACCGGCUAAAUCAAAUGAGAGAAAUGAAUCACAAAUUGAUUCCGAUGAUCAGCUGGAUUGCACUGCGAUGGUUGCUGCGAUUAUGGACAGGUUGCAGGAGGAGGACAUGGAAGAAAUUGAUGCAUCCAUAGCCAAGAGUCCUCUAAAGGCCAGCACAUCGGUUAUAGUGGAUUCUGAACCGGUUGCCGAAAUGCCACAAGUAUUUGAUGAAAAACACGAUGAAGUUCGAAUGGUUCUUCCAGCAAUUCAAUCCGUUCAAUCUGGUUUAAGUGCUGAGCAGCGUGUUAUGGAAAAUACACCUUCAUUAGACAGCAGUUCCUCGUCAGAAUGUUUAGAAACGACUGCACCGAGAGCAAGAAGGUGCACUCGACGGAAGGUUUCCUUUACCGAACGUCUGGAACCGUUCGAAAACAUCACCUCAAUGACAAAGCCUAGGCGAAACUUUGAUAUUUUUAACCUUUCCUGUCGUACGGUAUGGAACAAUACGAUACAGGACCUUCAAAGUCGACUGGCUGAAUGGUUUACACGGCAACAACUGGAUGAAGGAGCACCCAUUUUAUGCGAGGUGCUGUCAGAUCAGAAUAUUGAUUCUGGCUUCCUGCAAACGGCUAUGGAUGUGACAGAGGGUUCAAAUUUUGAAGCGAAUAUCGAGGCGGAUGAUGUUGAAGCAACGAAUAAGCACGAUCCAAUCAAUACGUCGGAUCCGAUGGCAACCAUGCUGAAAGAUUCUGGAGUUCAAAUGGAGUCAAUUGCUGGGAAGUUGGUGGAUGUUCCAGAUCGCGUGGAAGCAUGUGCAGAAGUAACAUUGGAAUUUCAGGAGUCGGCCAAAAAUUCAGUCAUUCCGGUAAUCACAACACCAGAAACACCCAAAAAUAGCCGGAAUCGUCAUAAGAAAACGGUAAUGGUCCGAAAUAGAAAUGGUCCGAUCCAGGCAAUUUCGGAGCAAUGUCGAAAUUCACAAGAAAUGGCGUCCCUAGAUGUGAUGAUCAUUCAUAUACUGAUCGCAGUACAGGGUGAAUUGUGCAACAGGAAGCGAACAGAAAAUUGGACCUCGGUAAAACGCUUACAGGAAGUGUUGCACAUUAAUACCCGUUUAGGUACUUCAAAACUAUUCAAAAAUCUUAUACUUUUGAAGCAGGCAAAUUUGCUGACAGUUAAGCUUAACGCGGAACAUCAAAUUACAGAUGUUUGUGUGAAGUUACCACAGGUAGAUAAGGGACAGUGA
Messenger RNA from Anopheles maculipalpis, 1344 nucleotides. RefSeq lists its product as uncharacterized. The coding region runs from base 1 to 1344 and encodes 447 amino acids. The record is from RefSeq and is a predicted model, not a curated record. The transcript is spliced from 4 exons. Lineage: Eukaryota; Metazoa; Arthropoda; Insecta; Diptera; Culicidae.